Messenger RNA from Prunus armeniaca (apricot), 528 nucleotides. The record is from the annotation of a GenBank genome assembly. Lineage: Eukaryota; Viridiplantae; Streptophyta; Magnoliopsida; Rosales; Rosaceae.
AUGGCAUCAGAUGAGGAUGGUCUUUUAUCUCCUAUGUCUGAGGAAGAAUCUCCAGGUCUGGGUCUAGUGGUUGACCUGUCAACCUCUAGCAAACCGGAAGAACCUAAGAAUGUAAAAGAGGCUUUGAACCAUGGUGAAUGGUUUCUUGCAAUGCAAGAGGAGCUGAAUCAGUUUGUUAGAAAUGAUGUUUGGUACCUUGUUCCUAGACCAACCAAUACCAAUGUUAUAGGUACUAAGUGGAUUUUCAAGAACAAAACUGAUGAACAAGGUAAUGUUGCUAGAAACAAGGCUAGAUUAAUUGCUCAAGGUUACACUCAAAUGAAGGAUAUUGACUUUGAUGAAACCUUUGCCCAUGUUGCAAGGUUAGAAUCAGUGAGAUUACUUCUUGCCAUUGCUUGUCAAUUGAAGUUUAAACUUUAUAAAAUGGAUGUCAAAACUGCAAUUUUGAAUGGUAUCUUGCAUGAGGAGGUCUAUGUUGAGCAACCAAAAGGCUUCGAAGAUCCACAUCAUCUUAAUGAUGUGUUUUGA